AUGCAACUAGGUGAGAUCGAGUUUGUUUGCUUCGUCGCUCUACAGAACUUGGUAGUUUGCUUCGUCGAUCUCGUCAACGCAAGACUGGCCUCGUCACUCUGUCACCUUGUCGGCUUCGUCGCGUUGUUGCGCUAUCAGUUUUGGCUGAGUCAGAAACUUUGUUGCCACGGUGAAGAUCGUGUGAGGUCAACUCAGUGUUGUGGUAAAGCUACGGGAUCCGUCAUGAUAACGUUGCGCUGGUGCUACGACAACGAGGUAAAGCUGCGCGAGGCAAAAUUCGACCACGGAGAGCGGUCAACGCGAGGUGGAUCUGUCAAGGUGGAGCUUGCCAACGAGGUCAUUUUGCGAAAGAUACUGCAUUGCAAGGCGGACCUCGAGAGAGAUGAUCGAGGUGACGACGUAGAUCCGAGAUGUUGCGAAUCCUUCUCCAGCAAAGUGAAUCGACCCAAGUCUCUGCGGACUCAUCCAGAUGAUGAAAACUGUUUCGUUAUCGAAUCUGAGGAAGGUAACACUGAUCCGCAUCAGCGUGAAUCUUCUUGUUUCAGCGAGGUCGUCAAAGUGGAGAAUGCGAGGUCACGCGACUUAGAUGAUUCAAGAGAUGAUGUUCGUCGAGUGCUUCGUUCAAGAGUUGUUGCGGCCAACGAUUUGUUUGUUGGGUUUUCUGAUGAUCAUCCCGGUUUACAAACAAAUCUGCGUCGAUACAUACCCGCUCUGAGAAUGAACACCGUAAUGAUCAAUGAUUGA
Messenger RNA from Arabis nemorensis, 744 nucleotides. NCBI's taxonomy places the organism in Eukaryota, Viridiplantae, Streptophyta, Magnoliopsida, Brassicales, Brassicaceae. The record is from the annotation of a GenBank genome assembly.